This is a messenger RNA of Trifolium pratense (red clover), 1888 nucleotides long. Its product is annotated as protein root UVB sensitive 5. The transcript is spliced from 15 exons. The record is from RefSeq and is a predicted model, not a curated record. Bases 104 to 1363 code for a protein of 419 amino acids. NCBI's taxonomy places the organism in Eukaryota, Viridiplantae, Streptophyta, Magnoliopsida, Fabales, Fabaceae.
UAUUUGGUACCAUACUAGAAGAAGAAGCAAUGAACAUUAUCAAAGCUUGAAACUUUCUCAUAAUUCAACUAUAAGAAAUUUCAAAAUUUGAUAAAUUUUUUCAAUGUCUCACACUUUACAAUUGUCAUUAUCUUCAAGUGCAUUCAAUUCUUCACUGAAAGUGAAGAAGUUGAAGAAAGUUAAGCUUUGUUGUUUUCAAAAUUCCAAAGAUGAUGAUGAUGCUGAUGAUAAUGGAGGAGGUGAAGGCUUAUCAAGGGUGAUAUUGGUGGAGAGAUAUAGCAAUGGUACUGCUAAGAGAUACGUAUUAGGUGAUGAUUUAAAGUUGCGAACCAUUCUUAUUGAGGAGGAUAGGACUACGGAAAGCAGGUUUGGGGUUUCGCAUUCUCCUGAUGAAAGACUAUAUUGGCUUCCGAGGAUGAUUAAAGAUUUUAUUCUACCAGCAGGCUUUCCCGGAUCAGUCUCAGAUGAUUAUUUGCAGUACAUGUUACUACAGUUCCCUACCAAUGUGACCGGAUGGAUAUGUCACACCAUAGUCACUUCAAGUCUCCUAAAGGCUGUUGGUGUCGGUUCAUUCUCAGGAACAACAGCAGCUGCUUCUGCCGCUGCAAUCAGAUGGGUCUCAAAGGACGGCAUUGGAGCUGUCGGGCGCUUAUUCAUUGGUGGACGGUUUGGAAAUCUUUUUGACGAUGAUCCAAAACAGUGGAGAAUGUAUGCAGAUUUCAUUGGCAGUGCAGGAAGCGUUUUUGAUCUGACAACCCAGUUAUAUCCUGGAUAUUUUCUUCCUUUGGCAUCUCUUGGAAAUCUUACCAAGGCUGUAGCAAGAGGACUAAAAGAUCCUUCUUUUCGAGUGAUUCAAAGCCACUUUGCAAUUUCAGCAAAUCUAGGAGAGGUAGCAGCAAAGGAAGAAGUUUGGGAAGUGGUAGCACAAUUGGUUGGCCUUGGUUUGGGCAUAUUGAUACUGGAUACACCUGGCCUUGUAAAAUCAUAUCCUGUACUUACAUCAACUUGGUUGAUUACUCGACUUCUUCAUCUUUGGCUACGCUAUGAAUCACUUUCAGUUCUGCAGUUUAACACGAUAAAUCUUAAGCGUGCUCACAUACUAGUAAAAUCACAUGUUUUACAUUCCACUGUUCCAGGCUGCAUGGAUUGCAACAAGGAAGAGAAUAUAUUACUGUGGUCACAGUUCAUGAAGCCAAAAAUAAUUUUUGGUUCACCCUUGGAGAAGAUGGAUGAUAGCAUGGAGAGAUCUCAUUUUAUGGUGGAAUCUCUUCUAAGAUUAUAUGCAAAUGAGAAAUAUAUUCUCGUGGUCAAUCAGCAGGUUGAUGAUUUGAAGUUUUAUGUUUCUUUCAAGUUAAACUUUUGAAGGUUGGAGCUACAAGUGUCUCGGUAUUGCGAAGCAUUUGGCAGACAUUCUGGCUUAGUGAGAACUGGGAGAUCAAGGGUAAUGUUUAUGAUCAACUUGCCAAUAGCCUAAUGGAAUUGGAAAAUAGGUUUGAUGAUUUCAUUCAAAAGUUGAAAGCUGCUGAGUGGGAUACUCAACAAUUAAAUUUGAAGGUCCCCAAAGAAAUUUCAAUUGAUGAUAUCAAUACUUUCUAAAUUCUAAACCUGUGGAAACAAAAACACGUCAUGUUUUAUGAUCCGAGGUUCUCGAGAGUAGAAGUCUAAAACAUGGUUUCUCAAAUUAUUCAUUGUAUUAGUAGAUUGACAAGCAUUCAUAGAAAAAUAUCUAUUUUCACUAGAAGUUGACCAAUAUGCUUAUAGAAUUAGGUCAUUGAAUAUACCAAGUACUAGCUUUGACACUUCAAUCUUAGGAAUAAUCCUGUUGUAAAAUAUAUAUUUGUUAAUUUUGUUUAAGAUGUUCAAUGCAUGUAUUUUUUUCCGGAGUGAA